Acanthisitta chloris (rifleman) is the source of this 1135-nucleotide messenger RNA. It is a transcript of the gene RETREG3, whose product is annotated as family with sequence similarity 134, member C. Lineage: Eukaryota; Metazoa; Chordata; Aves; Passeriformes; Acanthisittidae. The record is from RefSeq and is a predicted model, not a curated record. The transcript is spliced from 8 exons. Gene Ontology annotation, biological process: reticulophagy. The annotation marks the transcript as partial.
GUUCUUUGCUUUGACCUCCCUUCGUUUGCUGUUCCUGGUUGCUAUCACGCUCCUAAUCGUGGUGUGUCUCGAUCAGUGGAAACACAAAAUCUGGCCGGAAAUUGGAGUGGCAAGACCUGAUGAAUUAGACAAUGAGAGCUGGGGAUAUGUUCACCCUCGGCUGCUCGGGGUGCCAGAGCUGUGUCACCACUUGGCUGAAGGAUGGGUGGCUGGGACCAGCUUCCUAAGCAAUCUCUUCGUUUUCAAGAGGCAAAGCCCUGGCAAGUUUUGCCUUCUAGUGUGUGGAGUCUUCACUUUCCUGGCUGUCCUGGGCCAGUACAUCCCUGGGCUCUUGCUCUCAUACUUGCUGUUGCUGUUCAUCCUGCUGUGGCCCCUGGCCAUGUACCACCGGCUGGGGCAGCGCAUGUACCUGUGGCUGGAGCCGGUGCUGCAGCGCCUGGAUUUCCGCGUCCCGGGAUACAUGGCAGCCAGGCAGCGUGACAGGCAGCUGCAUGGCCGGACCCCGGGUCAGGAGGCCACGGAUGAUGGGAGCGACAGUGAAGAGGAGCUGGCUGCAUUCUGCCCCAAGCUGGAUGACUCUGUGGUUGCCAAGGAACUGACCAUCUCUGACUCGGAGCAUUCGGAUGCUGAAGUUUCCUACACUGAGAAUGGAAUGUUUAACCUUUCGAGGGGGCAGACUCCCCUGACAGAGGGAUCAGAAGACCUGGAUGGUCACAGUGACCCAGAAGAAUCUUUUGCCAGGGAUCUCCCUGACUUCCCUUCCAUCAACCCAGAAGCAACGUGCAUAGAUGACGAAGAUGACACCAGCAUUGGGAUCCCGAGCCUGGCGUUCCGCCCGCAGGGGCUGGAGGACCUGCAUCUCCCGUACGACCCCGAGAAGCCUGAGGCGCUGCCCUCCGUGCAGAACCUCACCAGCAACAUCGCCGGCUUUGUCACCAGGGGCAUGAUCCAGCUGGCAUUGUCGGGAGCCCCUCAGCCAGGCUCCUCGCGCACCACCAACCCCCAGAGGGCUGCAAAGACUCGCCUCAGAGCAGCCAGCUCGGACUUGGACACUGAUGCUGAGGGGGAUGACUUUGAACUGCUGGAUCAGUCUGAGCUGAACCAGCUGGAUCCUGCUGGCUCCCAGGGCCAGUAA